GCGUGUUGUGCAGAGCACAGCAACGAAUUUGACGAAAUUUUCAACCGAAAAGAAGGACGAUGGCAAUGGCCACUCUGAAAGCAUUGGUCGGUCAUACUUCUUAUCCUUCUUCGUCACCGCUGACGUCUUCGUCGGAUAUUUUUACCCCCUCGGCCCCUCUCUGUGUUUGCCGUACCAGCAGAUUGAUAAGGCCCGCCGACUCAGCCACCGUUUGCUUGCUUCGUCCCCCAGCACCCGAGCCCGUACUAGCCCGCGUUGCUCUUGCUCGACCCGGACGCAGAGCUAGCGUUUCUGCAACAAUGGCUACUGGAGUGAAAGAGACUCUUCCACCGGCUCUUACCUCUACUUCAGACCCACCUCCAGUCUUUGAUGGAACGACAAGAUUAUACAUCUCUUACACAUGCCCGUUUGCACAGCGUGUGUGGAUUACCCGGAACCACAAGGGCUUGCAGGAUCAGAUCAAGUUGGUCCCUAUUGAUCUGCAGAACAGGCCUGCUUGGUACAAGGAGAAAGUCUACCCAGCUAACAAGGUGCCAGCCUUGGAACACAACAAUGAAGUAAGAGGAGAGAGUCUGGAUCUAAUUAAGUAUUUAGAUGCUAACUUUGGAGGGCCUUCACUUUGGCCUGAGGAUCCUGCAAAGAAAGAGUUUGCAGAAGAGCUCUUCUCAUACACCGACACAUUCAGCAAAUCCGUUGUCUCCUCAUUCAAAGGAGAAGGGGACGACCAAGCUGCCGCUGCAUUUGAUUUCAUCGAGAAUGCGCUUUCCAAAUUUGAGCACGGACCUUUCUUCCUUGGGCAGUUCAGCCUGGUUGAUAUUGCUUAUGCUCCAUUUAUUGAAAGAUUUACGCCAUAUCUACAAGAAGUGAAAAGCAUUGACAUUACAGCAGGCAGGCCAAAACUGGCAACCUGGAUUGAGGAGAUGAACAAAAAUGAGGCUUACACUCAGACCCGCCGAGACCCCAAGGAGCUUGUGGAAAGCUAUAAGAAACGAUUCGCGGCCCAGCUCUGAUCUGUCUCGCUGAUCCUGAGGGCCCAAUUGGUCUAUUAUCACCUCCCUGAAGUUAAGAGUGAACAUGAAUGUCUGGUUUUGCUGAGAAACUACGUCUAUUAAGAAUAAGAUUCUCGCAGUUUAUCUUGUUUCUGUGCAAGAAUUUAAGGUACUCUAGUGUAAAAAGCAGUAAAAGCAAAUGCAGUAAUGUAAGAGCUCAUCGGGGUCUUCAAGUUUUAAGUCCACUGUGAAUUCUAAAGUCAAUCUGAACCCAAUUAUCGGUUGUCA
This is a messenger RNA of Eucalyptus grandis, 1277 nucleotides long. RefSeq names its product glutathione S-transferase L3. Gene Ontology annotation, molecular function: glutathione transferase activity. The transcript is spliced from 10 exons. NCBI's taxonomy places the organism in Eukaryota, Viridiplantae, Streptophyta, Magnoliopsida, Myrtales, Myrtaceae. The record is from RefSeq and is a predicted model, not a curated record. Bases 60 to 1010 code for a protein of 316 amino acids.